This is a messenger RNA of Medicago truncatula (barrel medic), 2203 nucleotides long. Its product is annotated as protein FAF-like, chloroplastic. Lineage: Eukaryota; Viridiplantae; Streptophyta; Magnoliopsida; Fabales; Fabaceae. The coding region runs from base 189 to 1889 and encodes 566 amino acids. The record is from RefSeq and is a predicted model, not a curated record. The transcript is spliced from 2 exons.
CAUUCCCAUCACAAACCAUUCCACUUCUCUCAACUCAACUAUAUACAAAUAUUACAUUCUCAUAUAUCUCCCUCUUGCUUUGCUAUUUGCACUCUCACAGUGGUCUCUAUCUCUCACUAGAGAGAGACCUCUGUUUGCUGUUUUGCUUUGCUUUGCUACCUUACAGAUAAGUGCAAUUUGUAUCGAACAUGUCAACUUGCAUGACCAUGAAGAUAGAAGAAGACACUGUGCUCAAUCAGAAACAAGGCAUAGUCACUAUCUUGAACUGUAACAGUGACACUAAUUUCACACCUAAUUCACCACCUUCUCUCAGAAGAACUCUUUCAGCUGACAUGUCCUCCAAAAAAUGGCUUCCUCCAAAGGGUUCCUCUAAUCUCAUCAAGAAGAUUUCAUCAUCUGAAAAUCUCUUUCAGUUGCACCCCAACAACUCAUUUUCAUCCUCUGAGGAAGAUGGUGAGUUCAAAGAAACAAAGCUGGAUGAUGAAGCUGAAGCUGAAAGAGAGAGGCUUGAGAUUUGGAGUUCAAUCCAGAAAAACAAGAAGGAAGAGCAACAAAAAGGUGGGUCAUUUGAUACAUGGGGUUCACUCAUGUGUUUGAAGACUAAUGAUGAAAUCUCCAAAUCUCUUCCACCUUACAUUCACCCUCUUGCUAAAAGGACAAAAAGCUCUUUGUCUAGGAAGAGUCUUGAAAUUUGUACUGAGAGUCUCGGAUCCGAGACUGGUUCAGAUGGCCCGGUGUCCUCUUAUCCUCCAUCUGAAAGUCUCGGAUCCGAUACAGGUUCUGAUGGACUGUUGUCCUCUGAUCCUCCGUCAGAGACAGAGGAUACUGAGGAACAUCAACAAAACCAUCUAGAACAAGAACCUGAAGAAGACAAAAAAGAAGUGGAAGACAAAGAACAAGAAGUGUUGGAGGUGGCAAGGUUCAAUUAUGGUGGUGUUGCCGCGACUACUAAGAAAUCACCACCACGAUCUUUCCCUCCACCACUUCCUUCACUUUCUCGCCAAGACGGUCCUUCUUUUCAAAUGAGGCCACACCGCGACAACGGAAGGUUGGUUCUAGAAGCUGUGUCUCUUCCUUCAUUGAACAACUUCUGUGUUCAACGCCAAGAUGGUAGACUUGUCCUCACUUUUGCAAAUCAAGACCAAGAAAUUGGUGAGAAUGAUGAGAAAGAAAAUGAUGGAGUAGGUGAAUUGGAAGAAGAGUUUGAAGGGUUUGAGGAAGAAAAGGAUGAUCCAUAUGAAUAUGAAGAUGAAAUUGAAGAUGAGGAAGUUGAAGAUGCAGAUGGAGAUGGAGGAUCUAAGAGUGUGAUAGAGAAAGGGUCAUUUAUGUCAUUUGAUAAAACUACUAUAAAGAGUAGUAUUCAUUGGAUAGGAUCAAAUAAUAAGAUGGUGAAUAAGCCAAUUGGAGUAGUGAACAUGAAUCCAAAGUGGUCAAAGAAGUUCAAUAAUGAAGUGGAUAACAAGAAUUUUGAAGACAAAGAUGUUCAAGUUGUGGAAGCUAGUCAAAUGGUAAAAUCACUUCCACCAAGGCCAAGAGUGGCUAGGUUGAUUCCAUCAGCACCAAAUGCAGCAACUGGUUCUUUCAAUUUAAAUGCUUAUGAACAUUAUUGGAGGACCACAAAACCAACAACAACAGCAACAAAAGGUGGUAAUUAUCCACUUGGACCUUAUCAAGAGAAUAAUAAUAAUAACAACAAUAAGAAUAAGAUUGUUGUGUCUGCAGCAGGAGAUAUGAAGAACAUGAACAUCAACCAUGUCUCAAAUGAUAAGCAACAAGUUUUGGUUCUUAAAGGGAAGAAUGGUGAUUACUUGGUUCAUAAUUUGAAGAGUUGCAAGGAUUCAAGAAGGUCUUUUCUAUUUUGGGAACCAUAUUGCAUUGCUACCUCAUGAGUCACACCUCAACAACAGUCACAAAAAUUUACUAUUACUGCUUCUAAUUAAUCCAACAACAUCCAUUGCUUAAAUUCAAACACCGCUAGCUUCGUCUGUUUUUAUAAACACUCUUUUGCACUCGACAAAAGAGAUUUAUAAUUACGGACGGAGGUAGUAUUUACUGCUCUAUAUAUUAUAUCUACUAAGUUCAAAUCCUUCAAGAAGGCGUAAUGUAGUGUAGUCAAAUAAAAGAAAAGGGAUAGCGAGAAUUACUACUUAUUUGUAAGUUGUCAAAUAAUUUAUAAUAUAUAAUAUAUAUAUCUAUUACUCUU